AUGGCGAUAAUGUCCAUAGAUAUAAAAACUGAUGCUCUGGUCAGGGAACGCUCCCUCGGCCAGACUGAUGCCCUGGCCAGGGAACGCUCCCUCGGCCAGACUGAUGCCCUGGUCAGGGAACGCUCCCUCGGCCAGACUGAUGCCCUGGUCAGGGAACGCUCCCUCCGCCAGACUGAUGCCCUGGUCAGAGAACGCUCCCUCGGCCAGACUGAUGUCCUGGUCAGGGAACGCUCCCUCGGCCAGACUGAUGCCCUGGCCAGGGAACGCUCCCUCGGCCAGACUGAUGCCCUGGUCAGAGAACGCUCACUCGGCCAGACUGAUGCCCUGGUCAGGGAACGCUCCCUCGGCCAGACUGAUGCUCUGGUCAGGGAACGCUCCCUCGGCCAGACUGAUGCCCUGGCCAGGGAACGCUCCCUCGGCCAGACUGAUGCCCUGACUGAUGCCCUGGUCAGGGAACGCUCCCUCGGCCAGAAUGAUGCCCUGGUCAGAGAACGCUCCCUCGGCCAGACUGAUGCCCUGGUCAGGGAAUGCUCCCUCGGCCAGACUGAUGCCCUGGUCAGGGAACGUUCACUCGGCCAGACUGAUGCCCUGGUCAGGGAACGCUCCCUCGGCCAGACUGAUGCCCUGGUCAGGGAACGCUCCCUCGGCCAGACUGAUGCCCUGGCCAGGGAACGCUCCCUCUGCCAGACUGAUGCCCUGGUCAGAGAACGCUCCCUCGGCCAGACUGAUGCCCUGGUCAGAGAACGCUCCCUCGGCCAGACUGAUGCCCUGGUCAGGGAACGCUCCCUCGGCCAGAAUGAUGCCCUGGUCAGAGAACGCUCCCUCGGCCAGACUGAUGCCCUGGUCAGGGAACGCUCCCUCGGCCAGACUGAUGCCCUGGUCAGGGAACGUUCACUCGGCCAGACUGAUGCCCUGGUCAGGGAACGCUCCCUCGGCCAGACUGAUGCCCUGGUCAGGGAACGCUCCCUCGGCCAGACUGAUGCCCUGGUCAGGGAACGUUCACUCGGCCAGACUGAUGCCCUGGUCAGGGAACGUUCACACGGCCAGACUGAUGCCCUGGUCAGGGAACGUUCACUCGGCCAGACUGAUGCCCUGGUCAGGGAACGUUCACUCGGCCAGACUGAUGCCCUGGUCAGGGAACGUUCACACGGCCAGACUGAUGCCCUGGUCAGGGAACGUUCACACGGCCAGAAUGAUGCCCUGGUCAGAGAACGUUCACUCGGCCAGACUGAUGCCCUGGUCAGGGAACGUUCACUCGGCCAGACUGAUGCCCUGGUCAGGGAACCUUCACUCGGCCAGACUGAUGCCCUGGUCAGGGAACGUUCACACGGCCAGAAUGAUGCCCUGGUCAGAGAACGUUCACUCGGCCAGACUGAUGCCCUGGUCAGGGAACGUUCACACGGCCAGAAUGAUGCCCUGGUCAGGGAACGUUCACUCGGCCAGACUGAUGCCUUGGUCAGGGAACGCUCACUCGGCCAGACUAAUGCCCUGGUCAGGGAACGCUCCCUCGGUCAGACUGAUGCCCUAGUCAGGGAACGUUCACUCGGCCAGACUGAUGCCCUGUUCAGGGAACGUUCACUCGGCCAGACUGAUGCCCUGGUCAGGGAACGUUCACUCGGCCAGACUGAUGCCCUGGUCAGGGAACGCUCACUCGGCCAGACUAAUGCCCUGGUCAGGGAACGCUCCCUCGGCCAGACUGAUGCCCUAGUCAGGGAACGUUCACUCGGCCAGACUGAUGCCCUGGUCAGGGAACGUUCACUCGGCCAGACUGAUGCCCUGGUCAGGGAACGCUCCCUCGGCCAGACUGAUGCCCUGGUCAGGGAACGUUCACUCGGCCAGACUGAUGCCCUGGUCAGGGAACGUUCACUCGGCCAGACUGAUGCCCUGGUCAGGGAACGUUCACUCGGCCAGACUGAUGCCCUGGUCAGGGAACGCUCCCUCUGCCAGACUGAUGCCCUGGUCGGAGAACGCUCCCUCGGCCAGACUGAAGCUCUGGCCAGGGAACACACUACCACACACAGGAUGAGUUAUAGGGUGCACUACCACACACAGGAUGAGUUAUAG
Procambarus clarkii (red swamp crayfish) is the source of this 2064-nucleotide messenger RNA. NCBI's taxonomy places the organism in Eukaryota, Metazoa, Arthropoda, Malacostraca, Decapoda, Cambaridae. The record is from RefSeq and is a predicted model, not a curated record.